AUGAUGACUUUGUGGAUCGUCAUCGCUCUGGCGGUGUUAAGUGGGGUAACUGGGAGCCCCAAUGUGACGGUCAGUCCAGAUGCGGACAUGUUGGCUCAUCCCAACAGCGUGCCCGAGUACGCAAUGGAGGAAACAGAAAUCCCUGGACAGCAACAACUGUUAGAUGUGGCGGCUGAGGAGUAUGCUAUGGCUACCGGAGAGCUGAACACCAAUCACUACCCGGCUCAGAGGGCGGCCAAAGUGGUCCAACACUACCUGAACACCCGCCACGGCUCUCCAUUCAGGCUGUUUGGACUGCACAGGGUUCACAGCGCACACGCAGAGGAUGUGGCAGACUCUGGGAGAAAGUAUCAGCUGGAGAUCUCGGCUCUGGAGAUAAUCAGCAAUACGACAGAGAAAUGCUCUGCACAGGUUUUGUUCCCGAGGGGGGAGCAACAGGGCGUGGCGCAGGUCCAGUGUGACGAGAUCCUUCAAAUCAACAUUACAACUCAAGAAGAGGCCUUAUACCAACAGUACAAGAACAACCACGGCCUGCUGUCUGCACAACAUUUACCUGAUAGCCACGGACACAUUGAUCCAGACAUGAGGCCUUUCUGGCACCUCGGCAUCGUGGCCUCCAGCUUUGUCAUGCUGAACGAAUCCAAUGAAAACACUCUGUACAACAUGGCUCAGGUGGCCAAUAUCACACAGCUGGUGACCGAAAACGAGCAGCUGAAGUUUGACUCAGACAUACUGCUGCAUGAGAUGGUGUCCCAAGAAAUCAUUCACUGGAAACUGCAGUUCACCUGGUCUCCUCCAGAGGGAGUAAAAGUGCAGCACAUGGAGCAGCUGCCACACCGCCAUGAAUGGGAAAAACUUAACAACACAAACUAAACUGCACACUGCUAUAACAACCAAAACAACAUAUUGACGCUCACAGUUUAUAUUGAAACACCACGCCAUGUCAUGAUGUCAGUCAUUAGGGUUAUAAUAAGAUUAUACUUGCAUUUGACUACUUUUUCAGUACCUUUUGGUUGCUAUUGUAUUUUAGCUUAAAUAAACUGUUUGUACAGA
Molecule: messenger RNA, 1053 nt
Organism: Labrus mixtus (cuckoo wrasse)
Lineage: Eukaryota; Metazoa; Chordata; Actinopteri; Labriformes; Labridae
Gene: lxn
Product: latexin
Exons: 7
Coding region: 1-873 (290 amino acids)
Molecular function (GO): metalloendopeptidase inhibitor activity
Source: RefSeq, a predicted model, not a curated record